This is a messenger RNA of Chlamydomonas reinhardtii, 1816 nucleotides long. RefSeq lists its product as uncharacterized. The transcript has 6 exons. NCBI's taxonomy places the organism in Eukaryota, Viridiplantae, Chlorophyta, Chlorophyceae, Chlamydomonadales, Chlamydomonadaceae. The record is from RefSeq and is a predicted model, not a curated record. The coding region runs from base 253 to 1287 and encodes 344 amino acids.
GGUCGCCUUGCAGAUAUUCCUGAAAUCUUUACAAAUAGGAAUCGGCUGUGUUCUCUAGCUUCGUUCUAGAAAGGUUUUCGUCUUUCGGCCUCGAGCGAGCGUUAAACCGCUGGCUCGCGCAACGUUCUCGUUUCUGUUACGUGCGCACAGCAAGCACUCAAGCAGAUUUGAGCAAUGCAAGCCCUCAAAUCUUCAGCCUUUCCCGGCAGGGCAUCGCGCAUGCCCUUGCAGCCAGCUCUCCGCACCAGCGCGAUGCCUUGCCGCCUUUCAGUAACAGCAUGGGCCCCUGCGCGAUCUCUGCGCGGCGCUGUGCACGUCAGCUCUCACGACGGACUCCACGCCAACCGCCCCCUGGACCUCGCAGCGACGAGCUCGGCGCCCGCAGCCACCGCAACCCCAUCCACGCAGCCCUCCGCCGCCCCUAGCCCCGCCAGCCAUACCGUGCUACCCCCCUGGGCCGGCCGCGCCGCGCGGCUCGCCUGUUUGGCCGUGGCCGCUGCCUCCCUCGCCGCGCUGCUCUCUCCCGCCGCGGCGCUCGCCGCAGGCGACGCCGCCACUGCCGCCGCAGGCGGCAGCGGCAACCCCCUGUCCGGUCUUGUCAGCUUCAUCCUGCACCUGGACAAACACCUGGCUGCGCUGAUUCAGCAGCACGGCGCCAACAGCGUGUACGGGCUGCUGUUUGCGAUUGUGUUUGCGGAGACGGGGCUGGUGCUGACGCCCUUCCUGCCGGGCGACUCGCUGCUGUUCGCGGCGGGCGCUUUCGCGGGCAUGGGCCAGCUGGAUGUGGUAAUCCUGUGCGCCGUGUUCAUUGUGAGCGCCAUAUUGGGAGACGCAGUCAACUACGCAGUAGGCUCCAAGGUGGGCAAGGCGGCGGUGAGCCGCGGCGUGGUCAGCCGCGAGCACAUCGCCAAGACCGAGAAGUUUUAUGACAAGUACGGUGGCAAGACGGUGGUGCUGGCGCGCUUCGUGCCCAUCGUGCGCACCUUCGCGCCCUUCGUGGCGGGUAUUGGGUCCAUGCCGUACGGCCGCUUCGCUGCCUACAACGUGGGCGGCGCGCUGCUGUGGACGUUCCUGUUUGUGGGCGCCGGCUUCUUCUUCGGCAACCUGCCCUUCGUGCGCAAGAACUUCACGCUGGUGGUACUGGGCAUUGUGGCGGUGUCCGUGGUCCCAGUCAUCUACGAGCUAUGGGCGGCGCGGCAGGAGGCGGCGGCGGAGGCGGCGCAGGGCAAGGGCAAGGGCGGCGAGGACGGGCAGUCGGGCAGCGGCGGCAAGCCCAACUUUGCAUGAGGCGUGCCGUCCAGGCCUUGGGGGGUAUUGAUUGUAGUUGAUGAAUGCGGCAUGGGCGCAGCGGCCUGUGGUGCAGCAGUAUGGAGGUGGUGUGGGGCCUGGUGGUGCCAGCGGCCUGGUGGUGCCAGCGGCGGUGGCGGCUUCGCCCGAGGAAGUGCAGGUCCUGUCGACAGGGGCAGUGGAGAUGCUCAGGAAGAUACUGCGUGGCCGGAGCGGGUGGCUGCCUUGAACGGCGGACUCGUGCGGGCCCAGUCACAGCGGGCGCCUGGCCAUUGUGCGAAGUUGUCGUGUUGAGUACUCAAGGCACUCUGCACUCAUCAAAUGCUUGAAGCUUUCACCAGCACUUGUUGGACGCGUAUGUGGCUUCACUGGCGUAUGUGGCUGCGUGUGCAUUGCGGAGACGGGCGGCAGGCGCGCGGUACCUGGUGGGAGGCGGCAUGCCGAAACAUGAGGUGGCACGUGUGGGGGCUUCGCAGCAAAGAGCGGGGCGGAUUUACCCCGGUGCUCGCUGCUGUAACAGCAUGUUCAA